Messenger RNA from Haemonchus placei, 1656 nucleotides. Lineage: Eukaryota; Metazoa; Nematoda; Chromadorea; Rhabditida; Trichostrongylidae. The record is from the annotation of a GenBank genome assembly.
AUGAAUGACGGGUGUUCACGGCCAUACUGCUUUCCUGGCAAAAGAGGUAUCCAAAUCGGGAUUGGAUACUUCUUCUACAAGGGAAGAUGGGAAGCUGAAAAGCUCGCUGAUAACGUAUCAAAAAUGAGCGACGCGGAAGACGAAGGAGUGUCCACGAUCUCACUGAAAGUAAAAACAACAACUGCAGCUUAUGAUGUUCAAGUUAGAGCUGAUGCUACGAUUUCAGAUGUCAAAGAUGUCUUAGUGUCUAAGCUGAAUAAUGUCGAAAAAUCUCUUCUCUGCUUGAUUUUUUCUGGAAAGAUUCUUAAAGAUCACGAAAAAUUGGAAACUCAUAAUAUUGGUGAUGGCAUGGCAUUGCACCUUGUUGUUCGACAAGGCCAAAAUCGCUCUGGACAUGCGAAUACUACCGCAAACCAAACUACUACGAAUCCGUCAUCCAAUCCCAGCCAGGCAUCCGGCGGCUCAACAAUGGCUAGUAACCUGUUCGGUGGGGAAAUUCCUGCAGGAGGCCCUCAAGCAAUGGCUCAGCAAAUGAUGAAUAAUCCAGAAAUGAUGCGUCAAAUGAUGGAUAAUCCUAUUAUGCAAAACAUUAUGGGAAAUCCUGAAAUUUUCCGAUCACUGCUUGCCAACAAUCCUCAAAUUCAGCAGCUUAUCGAGCGAAAUCCUGAGCUCGGUCAUGUCUUGAACGACCCUGAUAUGAUGCGACAAACGAUGGAAAUGAUUCGCAAUCCCAACAUGUUCCAAGAAAUGAUGCGCAAUCAUGACCUCGCAAUACGCAACCUGCAGGGUAUUCCUGGAGGUGAGGCUGCAUUACAGCGUUUGUACCAAGAUGUCCAGGAACCUCUUCUCAACAGCGCUACAAGUUCUCUGGCUGGUAAUCCUUUUGCAUCGUUGCGUCGAGGAGAAGACACAACGGCUUCGCGAAGUCAGCGAGCUGGUCAAGAAAAUAGCGAAGCUUUGCCAAAUCCAUGGGGUAGUAGUGGCUCAGCGAAUGCUCAGCAGAACUCGCAAAGCAACACCGCUGGAGCAACUGGUCCUGAAGGAGGGCUAGCAUCGCUUCUUGGGUCUUCUGGAAUGAAUUCUUUGAUGGAACAGAUGAUGUCUGAUCCAGCUCUUAUGCAAUCUCUGAUGCGACCUGAAAUGAUGGACUUGUUUAGACAAAGUAUUUCCCAAAACCCACAAGUCGUUCAACAGAUUAUGGAACAAAACCCGUUGGUUGCAAAUAACCCUCAACUUGCCGAGCAACUGCGUGCGCAGCUCCCGAAUAUGAUGAACAUGAUGUCAAAUCCUGACGUGUUGGCUGCCAUGUCGAAUCCUCGUGUGUUGGAGGCACUACGCAUGGUUCAACAGGGCAUGGAUAUACUCCGACGAGAGGCACCGGCUCUAGCAGGGAUGUUUGGAAGUGGUUUCUCUAAUGUACCAGCUGCGAAUGCUCAACGUAAUGCAUCAUCGGGGAAUAACGAAGAUCCGGUAAAUGCAUUAAACGCCAUGUUUGCUGGAAUGAAUACCACAGCGGAUCCAGAAGUACUCUACGCGUCACAAUUGGAGCAGCUGGCUGGUAUGGGUUUUUCGAAUAGGGCACAAAACAUUGCCGCAUUGCGUGCUUCUUUUGGAGAUUUGAAUGCAGCUGUGGAACGUCUUCUAAACUCGCCAUGA